GUUUCCACGGAGAAGGCAGCGCGGCGCGCUCCGGCCGUGGCGGUAGUAUGAGCCUGUCCGUGAGACAGUGCCUUACCCUCCCCCACUGGGUCUUUCUGCCAACGCACUCAGAUUGAAACAAACCCAGCUCCUUCAGCUCCUCCUGAACCAGAUGCUGCAGCCACCUAGGAAUGAGCUUUCAGUAGACAAAACUAAAAAGAAGAGAAGAGAACUGACUGAGGAACAGAAACAAGAAAUUAAAGAUGCCUUUGAAUUGUUUGAUACAGACAAAGAUAGAGCAAUAAAUUACCAUGAGUUGAAGGUGGCAAUGAGAGCCUUGGGUUUUGAUGUGAAAAAAGCUGAUGUACUGAAAAUACUUAAAGAUUAUGAUCGAGAAGCCACAGGCAAGAUCACCUUUGAAGAUUUUAAUGAAGUUGUGACAGACUGGAUAUUGGACAGAGAUCCACAAGAAGAAAUACUCAAGGCAUUCAGAUUGUUUGAUGAUGAUGACUCUGGUAAAAUAAGCCUGAGAAACCUGCGUCGGGUUGCUAGAGAACUGGGUGAAAACAUGUCUGAUGAAGAACUGCGGGCUAUGAUUGAAGAAUUUGAUAAGGAUGGAGAUGGAGAAAUGGUCAACACACCCACUGGGCAGCACAUUAAAGACUCCAACUUACUUAUCCAACAUCUUGUAAUUGUAGUAGGAAAAAAAGAGCACCCUCAGUUCAUUGUGGAAAUGUUUCCUAUUUCUAUUUUAGUUGUUAACCACUCUCUUAACAGUGUCCCUCUAAACUGGUGGCAGAAACAAUCAAUUCCAAAACAGUAGAUUUUUGCCUUUGUGAGGUGAAAAUACAACCAAGAGGUAAAGAGUGUGAAUAUCAGUCAUUCUACUUGAUAACACCUUGGGUCUGAACAAUUGCAGCUCUUUGAUGAAGUAUCCUCAGUUAUAGUAAAUCAAGCUGAUCAUCCACCCAGAGAGACAAGCAUAUACUCUGAAUAGCAGGCCUGUUUGAUAACUGUGGAAGAAUAUUUUCAAAUCCAUGUGUUAUGGUUAAAAUUAUAAUCUACUACUUCCAUUUGUAUAUAUAAGAAAAUACAUUGGUCUUCUAUUUUGGUAUUUUUUUCUUUAUUACUUAAUGUCCUUCUUGCAGACUUCUUGCUGAAAAGGUGAAAAUAAUGUAAUGUGUAGUUCCUACUUUUGCCUCAUCUCCUAUUCUGUGUCUGAAACUUGCCCUCUGGUUGGUGAUGUCCUGAAGCGGUAACAGAGAAAUAAACUAUUUUGAAAUUCAUUUGGUUCUUCAUAUUGGACUGUCAGGCUGAACUGCUGAUGUGACUGCAGACUUGCCUUCAAAGGAGAACAUUUGUAUCAUGCUCAGUAAUCAUUUGGCUGAUGGGGAUACUAUAUGUCCUGAGCAGUGGUCUCAACUUGAUUGUUUAGGGGAAAAAGUUGUUAAAAAAAAAAAAAAAAAGUCACUUAAGGGUUCUCUGGUUUCUGAUAAGGUGAAAGGAAGCUGUGAUUUUUUCAGACCAGGAGGGCGGGUAAGCAUAGCAACCUUGGUGACGUUUUACAGCUUAAUGAGGCAAAGGCCUGAACAACAGGAUUUAUCUACCCUGCUUUGAGAAAGGGUUGGGACAUGAGUUUUGGAUUACUGUUCAGUAACUCUAACAGUAUUUGAAGUUUAUAAGUGUAAUUAAUUUAUCAACAUGGAUUAAUGCAUUAGUCAUCUUUUAAUAGUUUUGGUACAUUUACUGAAAUGACUUGUUGAAUUAGAAGACAUUCUGAACUUAUUCCUCUUUGAAUGCCAACAAAGACGCACAUUUAUUUAGUUUACAUUUCCUCUAGGUAUGCUCAAGCCAUUAAAUUCAGAGCCUUGAGUAAGAUCCACUUAAGACUAGAGAAUAACUUUCAAAAACAACAGUAGAAGAGAACAGGUGUAAAAUAAAGGAAGGUAAUCCAAGUUAACAAAUUGUCCCUUUUCACCAAUGUUUUGCUGCUUUGAGAGUAGGCAAUGGCUUCACAUCAUCAGCAGCUUUAUAUCACUAAUUUAUUGAAUUUAGUAAGUCAGACCAUAGCACAUAUGAAGUUGUGUCUGUACACGAUGGCAUAAAGCGGAAAUAUCCUUUCCUUCUGUAGUGUUUUUAUGCCAUGUACAUGCAAAAAGAGUUAACAGUAUUUUUAUGUUUCAGCUUAUUUUUAAACACUAAUUACAUGCAUUAUUAAUGGGAGGGAAAGAGGAAGCAAUCCCUGUGUCCUUUUUAGAUACUUCUGUUUCGUUCAUGAAUCAAACCACGUGAAACUUCAAUUCUGGUUUUAAUUGUAGUUGUGUGUCAUAAAAUGAAAGCAGUAUUGAUGUCUAAGGAAAGUGUUGCUUUCACCUUUAAAAUCCUCAUACCUUCAGAAGACAAUUUCAAUCAUACCUUGAUUGUGAUGUUUUAGGACGAAGCUCAAGUGGUCACUUGUCUUGCCAGACAUGUGUGUGGCUCCAUCUUAAUUUCUUUUCUUACAGCAGCACUGAUUGAGUUUCAUCUCUGAAUUUGUGUUUAAUGCGGCUUACUGAAAAGCUACUUUGGACUCCAAAUAUAUCCUGUAGAUAACUGCUACUGGCAAAGGUCAUAUACACAGAGACUAUUGCUCUUCAAGUAAACAUGCAAAUAGUAAUUAUUGUAAGUAAGAUAAUCUGUAACUAUCUUUGAAAACUAGUCAUAGACUUUGAGAUGUAUUCUCUUUCCAGUUACACUUUUACGUGUAGCUUAAAACAAUUUUAUAACCUGAAUAAGUGAAAAUAGGUUGCAACAUUAUGCUUGUUGAGCAAUAUAACUAAAUCAAACAGCUAUUAUUUUAUAUGCAGUAAAGCCUUAAUUUCCAAACUCUGGAAAAUGAGCAUCAUACUUUUGUAGUAACUGACCACUAAUUGAAUAACCCUUGAGAGUAAAGCAUUAAAAUAGAGCCAUAAUAGGCCAAACCCAUCUGUUUUACUUUCUGAAAUCUGUUGGGUUUUUUUUCCCCAUUGCACUCUUCAACCUUCACUUUGCAGAAUCAAACAGAUAAGUAUUAAUGCACAGAAGUUUCCAGUAUAUUUUCUGUAAUCAUCCAUUCUGACUUCUUAUCCCUAUUCUUAUUUAUUUUGGCCAGUAGUCCAAACAUGUUUCCAUUUUAAGAACUGUUAAGAACAUGUUUAAGAACUGUUUCUCAGGAAUUUUACAACUUUUCAACAUCUAUCUUUUUACUACUAAUCUUCUAUUUUUAUUUUUUUUAUUUUUUAGUUAUUGUUAGCCACUACAUUAUAUGAACAAUGAUAAAUUGAAGAAUAAUUAAAGUGGAAAAGGCAUGUUAGUACAUAAGGGAAAACUUACAGGAAGUUGUAAUUAUCUGAAAUCAAAACAUGAAAAAUUCAACAGAUACAGAAAUACAUGAAUUUACUUGGUAAUACUAGUGAAAUAAAACCAUGAUAAUGCCUUUUAAGUCAUGCAGAAAACACGGUGUUUCUGUGUAAUGCAACAUGGUGUAGCUAUUUGAUUGACUGACAUUUUAGAGUUUAUAGUCCUAAAAUAGAUUGUUUCCUGUUGUUUUUAAAUGUGUUGCAAGAUGGCAGAUUUGAAUUUAUUUUUUAAAAUACUUUUAACAUGAACUGGUUUAGCUUUCCUCUGGCUGUAGAUGUAACUUCUGCUUUGCAAUGGUAUGUUCAGGAUUAACUUGGGCACACUGUUUGGGGCACAUAAUUGUCAAGGACAGUUUGUCAUAUGUGUCUGUUCUUUUGCAUAUCACUGGCUUAAUCUGUUCAUUCCGCACUACGGUAAUUAGUUGCAGAGUGAACAUGUUCAUUGGUUAGCUCUUUUACAGUGUCUCUGUUUUAACAUAUGAGUAAGGUCAAUAGCUCAGGUGUAAGUGCAGUAAAAUAAUUAAUGACUGCUAAUUAAUUUAUUACUAUUACUUAAUUUCUUCAAGUACAUUUGUGUUAAGUUUCUGUUAAUUAUAACUGUAGAAUGAAGAAAGUUCAGGUGGGAGAAAAACUUGUCAAAAGUCUGUCUUAAUUCAAGCUAGUUUGUAGAAUCAUGAAAUUCAUUUUUUAUUUGUUCACUGUUACAGAUUUGGGAGAGGAAAACUAUGGUGUGAAUGUGUGCUUUUUUGAGCUAUUUUGUCAUUUUUGCUUUUUUGGGGGGAAGAUGGGAACGCAGAACACAAAGGUCUGAAUUAUUCUUUGAAGAAUAAAAUAGAAUUUGAUCAUAAGUAGAACUGCAGCUUUGUUGUUUGAGAAGCAUGUACUAUAUAUAUUGAUAUGGUUUUAGCAUAUAAAGAUGUUAAAAAUGGAAAGAAAGUGGUGUAGUUUUUCUUAGUUGUAUU
Molecule: messenger RNA, 4318 nt
Organism: Centrocercus urophasianus (Greater sage-grouse)
Lineage: Eukaryota; Metazoa; Chordata; Aves; Galliformes; Phasianidae
Gene: CETN3
Product: centrin 3
Exons: 6
Coding region: 152-802 (216 amino acids)
Biological process (GO): spindle pole body duplication
Cellular component (GO): microtubule organizing center; myosin II complex
Molecular function (GO): calcium ion binding; microtubule binding
Source: RefSeq, a predicted model, not a curated record